GAUGCAGGCUUUGUUUAAGUUUUCGGGAAAUCCAAGAAAGUAUUGGCCAGCACAAAGAGAACUCUUCCUCUUACAUUACUAGCUCAUGUAGAAUUUUUCAGCAAGGGACAAACAACACAUACACCAUCCUCGGUAGAAAAGGAAGAAAAUUUCCAAGGAGAUUUCUGGACAAGAAACAAAAACUUCUCUCCAAGCUUCUUUUUUUUUCUUCUUUCUAAAGCAGCAUCUCCCCCAAGGAAUAGAACCUCAUAUAUUGUAAAAUCAAUGGAAGCUCAAUCACACCACCAACUCAAUGUCCUUUUUCUUCCUUAUCCAACACCUGGCCAUAUGAUCCCUAUGGUAGACACAGCAAGAGUAUUUGCCAAGCAUGGUGUUAGUGUUACCAUUAUCACUACCCCUGCUAAUGCUUUAACAUUCCAAAAGGCAAUAGACCGUGACUUAAGUUGUGGGUACCGCAUCAGAACUCAAGUGGUUCCAUUCCCAUCUGCCCAAGUUGGUCUCCCUGACGGGCUUGAAAACAUCAAAGAUAGCACUACCCCAGAAAUGUUGGGUCAAAUCAGUCAUGGAAUAUCAAUGCUCAAAGAUCAAAUUGAGCUUCUGUUUCGAGACUUGCAACCAGAUUGUAUAGUGACUGAUUUUUGUUAUCCUUGGACAGUGGAGUCAGCUCAAAAACUAAGCAUUCCAAGGAUUUGCUUUUACAGCUCAAGCUACUUCUCCAACUGUGUUAGUCAUUCUAUCAGGAAGCAUAGACCUCAUGAAAGCUUUGCCUCUGAUACCGACAAGUUUAUAAUUCCUGGUUUGCCUCAAAGAAUAGAGAUGACCCCUCUGCAGAUAGCAGAAUGGGAAAGGACUAAGAAUGAAACCACAGGCUAUUUUGAUGCAAUGUUUGAAUCAGAGACUAGAAGCUAUGGCGCACUGUAUAAUAGUUUUCAUGAACUCGAAAAUGACUAUGAGCAACUUCAUAAGAGUACACUGGGGAUCAAAUCAUGGAAUAUUGGACCAGUUUCAGCCUGGGUUAACAAGGAUGAUGAACGAAAGGCCAAUAGGGGACAAAAGGAGGAACUUGCACAAGAGCCAGAAUGGCUAAAAUGGCUUAACUCUAAGCAAAAUGAGUCUGUACUUUAUGUAAGUUUUGGAAGCCUCGUCUGGCUCCCUCGUGCUCAACUUGUUGAACUGGCUCAUGGGCUUGAACAUUCUGGUCAUAGUUUCAUCUGGCUCAUAAGGAAAAAGGAUGAAAACGAGAAUAAAGGAGACAGGUUUCUGCUAGAGUUUGAGCAGAAGAUGAAAGAAAUCAAGAAGGGUUAUAUCAUAUGGAACUGGGCACCGCAGCUUCUCAUAUUGGACCACCCUGCCAUAGGAGGCAUUGUGACUCACUGUGGUUGGAAUUCCAUUCUUGAAAGUGUGAGUGCCGGCUUGCCAAUGAUCGCGUGGCCAGUGUUUGCUGAGCAAUUUUACAAUGAGAAGUUGCUAGUUGAUGUGUUGAAGAUUGGAGUCCCAGUCGGAGUGAAAGAAAACACGUUUUGGAUGAGCUUGGAUGAUGAGGCAAUGGUGAGAAGGGAAGAGAUAGCGAAGGCUGUGGUGCUUUUGAUGGGAAGUAGCCAAGAGAACAAAGAAAUGAGGAAGAGAGCAAGAAAACUUGGUGAUGCUGCCAAGAGGAUUAUAGAGGUGGGUGGACACUCUUACAACAAUUUGAUUCAGUUGAUAGAUGAGCUUAAAUCAUUGAAGAUAUCUAAAGCACUUAGCAGAAGCAUGUUAGAUAAGUGAAAUGGAGCAUUAAUAAUCUAGUGGCUCUCGAAGGUGCAGCUAGCUGGUGAUUUUAUAAUGCCUUUAGAUUUUAUAACAAGAUGAACAACUUGCAAGUACUUCUGAAAUUAAACUAACUGUUUUAUAUACAUGGAUCUAUCUUGUUACUUGUGCCAUAUAAUACUUUAGUUUUUCGUAUGUCAUGUCAUUUGGAAAGACUUGGUACUGACUAAGAGAUUGGAAAAAUUUCCCCACUGAAAAAAUAUAAGAAAAAAACACACUGUUUUGGUGUGUAC
This is a messenger RNA of Glycine soja, 2039 nucleotides long. Its product is annotated as soyasapogenol B glucuronide galactosyltransferase-like. NCBI's taxonomy places the organism in Eukaryota, Viridiplantae, Streptophyta, Magnoliopsida, Fabales, Fabaceae. The transcript is spliced from 2 exons. Bases 265 to 1764 code for a protein of 499 amino acids. Gene Ontology annotation, molecular function: UDP-glycosyltransferase activity. The record is from RefSeq and is a predicted model, not a curated record.